Molecule: messenger RNA, 2650 nt
Organism: Hyla sarda
Lineage: Eukaryota; Metazoa; Chordata; Amphibia; Anura; Hylidae
Gene: STYX
Product: serine/threonine/tyrosine interacting protein
Exons: 10
Coding region: 1210-1881 (223 amino acids)
Biological process (GO): negative regulation of SCF-dependent proteasomal ubiquitin-dependent catabolic process; protein dephosphorylation; regulation of ERK1 and ERK2 cascade
Cellular component (GO): nucleoplasm; cytoplasm
Molecular function (GO): F-box domain binding; protein tyrosine/serine/threonine phosphatase activity
Source: RefSeq, a predicted model, not a curated record
CCCCCUCAUGGUGUUUGCUCUGAUAUACAUUGUUAGCUGUGAGAUCUUAUAUAGACAGGGCUGUGUCUGAUCUCUACAGGCAGUUCUUUCUCCUCAUGGCAUGGUGUUUGCUCUGAUAUACAUUGGCAGCUGUGAUACCUUAUAUAGACAAGACUGUCUCUGAGCUCUACAGGCAGUUCUUUCUUCCUCAUGGCUUGGUGUUUGCUCUGAUAUAUAGACAGGGCUGUGUCUGAGCUCUACAGGUAGUUCUUUACUCCUCAUGGCUUGGUGUUUGCUCUGAUAUAUAGACAGGGCUGUGUCUGAGCUCUACUGGUAGUUCUUUCCACCUCAUGUCUUGGUGUUUGCUCUGAUAUCUAGACAGGGUUGUGUCUGAGCUCUACAGGCAGUUCUUUCCUCCUCAUGGCUUGGUGUUUGCUCUGAUAUAUAGACAGGACUGUGUCUGAGCUCUGCAGGCAGUUCUUUACCUCUCAUGUCUUGGUGUUUGCUCUGAUAUCUAGACAGGGUUGUGUUUUGUCCAAUCAGAUAAAUUUACCACAAAUUACUAAUAAAAAUGGAGAAACAUCUCAGAGAUGAUCGGGAGAAAUGGGAGGAGUCAGAGCUAAAUAUCACGUGUCAUAGCAAAGGGUCUGAAUACUUAUUUCUUUGGAAAAUUUUAGUUUUACGUUUCUUUUGUAAAUUAGUAUGAAUGUCUAAAAUUCAAUUUCUAGACAUGCUGGGGGUUGUAGUUUUGCACCAGCCGGAGACAACAGGUUUAGAGGCUCUGUAUACUUAUUAACAUUAGGUUGCCAUGGAAACAGUCAACUAAUCUUUCCCGUCCGCCCAGCGCCUGUUCUGACAGCGGAACUACACUUCCCAGCAUGCCUCGCCAUACACUAAGCCGGUCGCUCUUCAUGGGAUUUGUAGUCCGCCGGCACCGCAUUCUAACAAGGCCACGUCAUAAUCAUAAGCCCGCCGUCAUGUGACGAUACUGAACCGGACAGAGAUCGAUCCAUAAAUAGUCAGGUUCGUUUAAAAAAAACAACAACAAAAAAAACAAGAGGAAACUUUAGAUUGUCUGAAGUGCGGCUGCGUGUGACGUCAUAACGCCGCGCCGCCCUGAGAGGGUGACGGGGACGCGCGGGGCGGUGUGUGGAGAGCAGCAUGGCUCGGGCGGUGGCGGGGCUGAUGGUGUCCGCUCCUGUGGUGUGACCGCGGACCGCACCGGACAACAUGGAGGACGUGAAGCUGGAGUUCCCCUCACUGCCGCAGAGCAAGGAGGACGCCGAGGACUGGAGUUAUCCAAUGAGAAGGGAGAUGCAGGAGAUUUUACCUGGCCUGUUUUUGGGUCCGUACUCCGCAGCAAUGAAGAGCAAGCUUUCCAUAAUUCAGAAAUACGGCAUCACGCACAUAAUCUGCAUAAGACAAAGCAUCGAGGCAAACUUCAUCAAACCAAACUUUCAACACCUAUUUCGAUAUUUGGUGCUGGAUAUUGCAGAUAAUCCCAUUGAGAACAUUAUCCGUUUUUUCCCUACGACGAAGGAAUUCAUCGAUGGAUGUUUACAAUCUGGAGGUAAAGUCCUCAUUCACGGGAAUGCAGGAAUCUCCAGAAGCGCUGCCUUGGUGAUUGCAUACAUCAUGGAAACCUUUGGCGUAAAGUACAGGGAUGCCUUCACAUACGUUCAAGAAAGAAGGUUCUGCAUUAACCCCAAUGCUGGAUUUGUACAUCAACUUCAGGAAUAUGAAGCCAUCUAUCUAGCAAAAUUAACCAUCAAGAUGAUGUCCCCUCUACAAUUGGGGAGGACCUUCUCCUUACAGUCUGGUGCUACAGGAAGUCUGAAGCGGACGCUGGAGGAGGACGAUGAGUUUGGGAAUAUGCAGGUGUCUGCGGCCCACGAGGGCUGACUUCCCAAACUACCCCCCCCAAUAUGGACCCGCAGCUCCGCCCCCCGCGGCUCAUGUCACCUUCUUGUCCAGGUGCUGCUAUUGUACUUUAUAGACGAUAACAGGACUUUCCAUGGACAAGCAGAUUUCACUGAUUGUUUUACUGCUUUUUUACACGGCUGUUUUACUGAAGAAUUCUUUUUUUUUUUUUUUUCUAUUUUGACGUGCAAAGAGGUAUUACUGCAAUAACGCACUUUUUCAUACUUGAAGUUUUUUUUUUUUGUAUAAUAGAAAUGAAUUUCAUGCUGCAAUGCAACCGAUGGGAGGAAAAAAAAAAAAACCUUUCUACCUAAAAGUUAUUUGUUUAAUUUAUAAGAGAGAGAAAAAAAAAAAAAGCUUUAGUAAUGAAAUGUUUGCUAAACUUUUUGGGGUAUUUUUUUUUUUUUUUUUUUUGUAAAUACAUUUUAUAGGUUUAGAAAUUCUGGAAGUUUUUAACAAACCAAAUUCUAUACUUAGAAAGAGGGAGAAAAAAAAAAAAAAACUUCUGCUCUUUGGGGUGGAUUGUAUACUGUUCAUAUAACCUUUAAAAGUUUCAAGAUCCUUUUUUUUUUUUUUUCCUUUUUUUUUUUUUUUUUUUUUAAUGAAAUUUAUAUUGUGGCAUUGAGCUUGUUCCUACAUAACACAUUGUUCCAAUUUUUUUCCAAAUAAACAGAUGUAAAUUUAAUACUCAAAAUUAUGUUUCUUUAGUAUAAAAGGAAACUGCAGGAUGAGCCACUGUUAUAUACGUGUA